This is a messenger RNA of Scleropages formosus (Asian bonytongue), 1358 nucleotides long. Its product is annotated as retinol dehydrogenase 13-like. The record is from RefSeq and is a predicted model, not a curated record. Lineage: Eukaryota; Metazoa; Chordata; Actinopteri; Osteoglossiformes; Osteoglossidae. Bases 102 to 1121 code for a protein of 339 amino acids. The transcript has 7 exons.
CGGGUGCCUUUCUAGGACAAUAUUGUUGUUUCUGCGGUACACUCACAAACUCGCGUUUCAAUAGCCGGACACAGCUCGUAUUUUUAAUCACACAGGGUAAUAUGAAUAAGUAUAUUUUACCAGCGUCGAUAUGUGGGACCUUUGUUGGUGUAAGCGUUUUGUUAAAGGAUUAUCUCACAGGAGGCACGUGUCCCAGUAAAGCUAAGAUUGGAGGGAAGACCGUGGUCAUUACAGGCGCAAACACGGGCAUAGGCAAAGAGACUGCCCGGGAACUGGCCCUCAGAGGGGGCCGGAUUAUUAUGGGCUGCCGAGACAUGGAGAAGUGUGAGGCUGCUGCCAAGGAGAUCAGAAGAGAGAGCCUGAACCAUCACGUGUACGCGCGCCACGUUGACCUGGCCUCCGUGAAGUCCGUCCGGGAGUUCGCCAACAGAAUAAAGGAGGAGGAGGAUCGGGUGGACAUUCUGAUAAACAACGCAGCAGUCAUGAGAUGCCCAGACUGGAAAACAGAAGAUGGAUUUGACAUGCAGUUUGGUGUGAACCAUUUAGGUCACUUCUUGCUGACAAACCUCCUGCUGGACAAACUGAAGAGCUCUGCACCGAGUCGUAUUAUCAACCUGUCCUCACUAGCUCAUGCCAUGGGAGAGAUAGAUUUAGAUGAUCUGAACUGGGAGAGGAAGAAGUUUGACACCAAGCAAGCAUACUGCCAAAGCAAGCUGGCCAAUGUACUGUUCACGCGAGAACUGGCCAGGAGACUACAAGGUACUUCAGUUACGGUAAAUGCCCUUCAUCCAGGGGUGGUGGCCACAGACCUGGGACGACACACUGGCAUGCACCAGUCCCAGUUCUCCAGCACAAUCCUCGGGCCGUUGUUUUACCUACUGGUGAAAACGCCGAAGCAGGGAGCGCAAGCCAGCGUCUACCUGGCUGUGGCAGAGGAAUUAGGAGGAGUUACGGGUCGGUACUUUGACGUACUCAAGGAGAAAGAACCGGCCCCGCGAGCCCUGGAUGACAAAGUUGCCCAGAGGUUGUGGGAGGCUAGUGCCAGACUGGUGGGUCUGGACCAGGAUGGGCUGGUGUCGUCCACCACGUCAACAACACAACCUGCAGUUACAACUGUUUGAGCAAACAUAAAUUCUCAACUGUGGAUCAAGACUCAGAGGUGCCUGCAAUAAAAUGAAACUGUACAAGCCUUCUACUCUGCUCUGCACAUGUUAACAAUGGCAGGUUUUGUGUUUCAGAUGCAUUGCUUUUUUUUUUAACACUUGAAUUUAAGUGAAGCACAAACAUAUCACAAAUACCAACUAAAUUAAUAAAAAUCAUAUAUUAUUAAUAAUAUAAAUGUAAUUAAAAGGAGCUGG